Lineus longissimus is the source of this 2785-nucleotide messenger RNA. Its product is annotated as protein PTHB1-like. The coding region runs from base 504 to 965 and encodes 153 amino acids. The record is from RefSeq and is a predicted model, not a curated record. Gene Ontology annotation, cellular component: membrane; BBSome. The transcript is spliced from 8 exons. Gene Ontology annotation, biological process: cilium assembly. Lineage: Eukaryota; Metazoa; Nemertea; Pilidiophora; Heteronemertea; Lineidae.
GAGUUGUCACAGAAUCACCACUAUCUGAUCAAAAAACACUUAAAAAACUCGGGAAGAUCCCCAAAUAUUCCUGGUUUCGGUGGGGCAGCCGCAAGAUAGCAGUGACAGUAACACACAUUGGAAAAAUCAUGUCAUUCGACCGAAGGAGUAAGCUGAAAUGCGUUCCUCAGUGCUCUCCGCCCAACUCCGAGAUUUAUUAUACUGUCGCUGACAUGUAGGCCUCAUGGCCUAUGAGUAUCAAGAGCUCAGGGUGACAUCAUUCAAGACGAAGAUGUGAUUCCAUCCCUCACAGUCACAGUGAUGAUAAAAGCCAAGGCCCACGUCUCCAAUGUUGUCGUCAGCAUCCAUGUCCCCCCACCACUGACAGUCAAUGAGAGCUCAUUUACAUUCAACACAAUAAGUCCAAACACCCCAUGUGAAAUCUCAGCGACUUUCUACAUCAAAGACAACUAUGUGCGCCAAGAGUUUCACAGACAACCUUCCGUCUGCCUGCAAAACUUGUGAUGAAGGCGUGUGCUCCGAUCAAGAAUGCCAACUACAAAGUGACCAUUGAUACAAAUAAACCACCGGUCAACCUCAAUGACCUGUUCCCAGAUCUUCUUGGUGACUAUGCUGAUGGUCCCGGCAAUGCCUUGGGGUUCCAGUACUAUGGGGGUCCUGUGGUCACAAUGUUGGCAUCAAAGAUAUCACAGCGCUACCGUCUUCAGUGUGACAGCUUCGAACCAAUGUGGCUACUCGCCAACGAGCUCGUCAACCGACUGAGCGGUUACUUUAAGGGUAAAAACCAAGAUGGAUUCCAGGCAUCCUUUAGCGGUGCACUGCCGCUGCAUGAAUAUUUUGAGGUCCUGGAGCAACAUUUUGAAGUGCGUUCAAACCAAAAUAAGUACAAGGACCUUCUUGCCCAGAGGGCAUCCCAGUUCCGUGCCCGGCAUUCAACGCAGACUGCUGACCAGAUUCAAAGAUAAAACACCUACAUCGUUGUCGAAUUUGGAUACAUUACUGGAUGGUACUUACAGACACGUAAAAAUGGGUGUGAUGCUUCUGGUCUCUUGCUAAGAAUCUGUGGGUGGUAGGGGACACAAACGCAAGUGUUAAAAACAACAUCCAGUUUCUUUCCCUGCCCAUGAUGUGUCAGCUUUAAGCUUUGUGACAGGGCGUUUUAACCUUGAAAUUUGUCAAACCUUUUUGCAGUGUUUAUACCCAUGACAGUGCUUUGCUUUAAUGAUGUUUUAAAAAGAGAUUCCAAUACUUAUUCCGUCCAGUUAUUCAUCCAUUCAUCAUAAAAUUAGGCCUUGUCUGCUCAUCCUGGUACAGAUAUUAGGCUCUUACAGAUAUCUGUCGGCAGUGAAAUGAACCUCCCAAGGCUUGAGAGUGUUGUAGUGCCAUUCAGAUUCUUUUUCUGAUCGCCACUGGGUGUCCAGGACUACGCUAAUGUGUAUAAACAAUUCCUCUUUCAGUGCUCAAUUCUUGAAACAUUUAAACUUUAACAGAAUGUUUUGUUGAAUAGGCUGAUUCAGGGCUGAUAUGAAAAGAUCUGUGAAGGCCCUGAAUUAGCAUGUUGAACUUCAAUAUGCUGCUGAGGCUAAGGGCCCAUAUUUUUCGUCUGUACCGGGUUGGCUUAUGAUAGGGAGGAGCACUUUUGUGGAGACGUGUACAUGUUUUUGCAUACCAGGGGUCCUAAAAAUCAGAAAAAAUGUGUACCUUACUUGAAGUAGCGAUACUCCAAGUAAAUCCUAAAUACAUUUCUUAGUUUUGUCUACAUUUUUCAUGACUUAGUAGAGGCCUUUGUUCUUCUGUGUUCUUCUUCUGUAAGUUUUUGUACAUUCUUGUUAGGCUGAUAUACAUUCUGACAUACAUUCUUCAUACAUACUUCUGUACGAGACAGUCAGUGCAGUUUCAGUGUGUAACGCCUGCUCUUCUGACGUAUGAAAACUCAGUCUUAUUGGGUAAGAGAUGUAUCAAGUUCAUAGGAGCCCAUUACUUGAAUCGUGUUGUUCUUAAUACUAUGCUUGUACAUUACCGUUAGAGCAGAUCUGUUGGAUUCUUGUUGUUUAUAAUGUGAUUGUGAAUAUGUUGUUAAGUAACUAUAGUGACAUCCGUCUGCUAAAGGGACAAUGAUUUUAAAAAGGGCUGUACUUAAUUAUGUGAAAAAACUAUGUUAGUCUUCUGUUUCAGCGAUUUGGAAGAUAUCCACUUUUAGAAAUAAGUUCCGUCCUCAAAAGACAGUUCCCUCUCAAAUAGUUUUAUUUUGACAAUCUUUAUUUGUGGAUAAACUGCUUGUGAAAUCUGUUUGCUUGUGUGGUUGAGUAAAGAAGUUGUGCUACAUUAGUCUAUCAUGUACUGUUUACAUGUAGAUUUGGGUUAGUAUGUUAUCAACUACGAUAUAGGUUAUUAACACUCUAACCCUGGUCUUUCCUUAUAUCUUUCUGUAGACCUCAGAUGAACCGCUCAACCAGCGCUAUAUUUGAGCAUUCUGACUCGUCCAUUUUUCCCUGUGUGGAGUAAGGCUCGUUAGACAAAGAAGGGGUAGGAGCUCCUGGCGUCUUGUCGAGAGUACGAGCCACUGGACCAUAGCGGGGCCUUCUUUUGCUCAAUGUUCACAGCUAUUUCAAUCACCAGGACCCUGAAAUUGUCAGCAGAAAAGACAAAGCAUAGGCCUAAUGUAGUCUGAAAGAUCAUCCAAAACGUUCUGCAAUGUAUUUGGUCUUUAAUAGCAGUGCAGUUUGCUUAGAAAACUGUCCACAUCUAUUCAAAACGCGCCCUCUGUGAAAAAUUAUGUACCGGU